Fusarium redolens is the source of this 1505-nucleotide messenger RNA. RefSeq names its product Alpha/beta hydrolase family-domain-containing protein. Bases 83 to 1411 code for a protein of 442 amino acids. NCBI's taxonomy places the organism in Eukaryota, Fungi, Ascomycota, Sordariomycetes, Hypocreales, Nectriaceae. The record is from RefSeq and is a predicted model, not a curated record. The transcript has 4 exons.
AUUAGUUUGUUGUAUUAAAGUUGACUUUAACUCUCUAAGCGCUCUUGACUUAUCAGACUAUUGUCCCUUCAUCAAUAACUUGAUGUGGUCUAGGCUCAUACCACGUUCCUCCUUUGGGACGGCGCAUGUCAGUCGACAUAUCUUGCGAACAAGCCAAGCCAGAUAUCUAUCAACACCGUCAAAUUAUCGGGUAGUUGAGCACACUGUUGAUUGCAGUCAUUCAAGAGAAUAUCUCGCUGAAACUGCUAAUGGCGAUGAAGGCAUACCAAAGCUUGCAGUGAAGCAAUACAUUCCCAAGGAUAACCCAAUCCCUCAAGCCGGUGAUGUGACUAUCAUCGGUGCUCAUGCAAAUGGGUUUCCGAAGGAACUCUACGAGCCACUGUGGGAUGAGCUUUACGACCAAGCAAAGCGAAAGAAUGUUCGGAUACGAUCGAUCUGGAUCGCAGAUGUUUGGAAUCAAGGUCAAUCAGGGGUUAUUAACGAAAACAUACUCGGCAAUGACCUCAGUUGGUUUGACCACGCAAGAGACCUAAUGAAUCUUAUCAACCAAAAUCAACGAGACAUCCCUCAUCCUAUCGUUGGUAUUGGUCAUAGUAUGGGUGGAACUCAGCUGGCACAAUUGGCACUCUGGCACCCUCGGCUCCUAGACUCGUUAGUACUUAUUGACCCGAUAAUCCAAAUACCAAACCCAAGCAUUUCCCUAGCCGGUCUUUCUACAAAGAGACGGGAUAUCUGGCCAUCAAGAGAAGAUGCUGCUGCAAGGUUCAAGCAGAGUAAAUUCUUCCAGUCUUGGGAUCCUCGUGUUCUCGACCUUUGGAUUGAGCAUGGACUUCGAGAUAUCCCAACUGAGCUUCAUACGAGAGAAGAGGGCUCAACUUCAGAUGAGCGAGUUACGCUUACGACUUCAAAGCAUCAAGAGCUUUUCAGCUUCGUCAGACCAAAUUACCUAACAAGAGAUUGGGAAUCAUUCAACGAUCAAGAUCCAGAGCAGAACCUAAACUGUCCUGGGUAUCCCUUCCAUCGUCCAGAGCCACCAAAGAUCUUUCGCCACUUGCCUGAGGUUCGACCAAGCACGCUAUUCGUCUUCGGAAAGCACUCAGAGUUCUCAUCACCGGAACGACGACGAGAGAAAAUGAGCACAACAGGGACUGGAGUUGGGGGCAGUGGAGGCUCAGCUGUUGGUAAAGUUCAGGAGGAGAUUCUUGACUGUGGCCAUUUGAUACCGAUGGAGAAGGUUUCUGAGUGCGCAGGUGCCAUCUCGUCAUUCGUUGGGAAAGAAAUGACACGAUGGCGUGAUCAGCAAGAAUCUUUCAAGAAAUACCGUGGAAGCAUGUCAAGACGACAGCAAAUCACGAUUGAUAAGCAGUGGGAGAAAAAGGUUAAGCUCGGCGAUGUCUACUUAAAGAAGUGAGAUUCCCCGCGUCACGUGAUCUGCAAGUCUGGCAACUGUACAAGUCAAUAGACUUUUGAUAGAGCAAAAAUAGAAUGGAUGUGAUUUAUGAUGC